AUGAAUAAUUAUACAAUUAUUAGUCCAAAUAGAGGAUUUCAACUCAAAACACAAUCACAAAUUCAAAAUUAUGAUCAACAAAAACUUAGACAAAUAAUACUAAAGGAAUUUUUAUAAGGAAGAUUAUUAUCUCAGAAUGUUUCCAAUUUAAUAUUGCUCCAAACACCCGAUUAACUAUAUUCAGAAAUAGUGUUAUUAUGGUAUCUGAGAAAGGAAAUCUCAUAAGUUGAAGCUCAACAAUUUAUAAGCAGAAGUGAUCCUAACUUAUUUCCUUUCUAAUUCAUGUCAUUUUUAGUGAAUCCCUAAAUUAAAUUUCCUCUUCUUAAUCUAAUCUUUAGUGCAUAAAAUAGUUAAUUCCUGAAUUCAUCCCUAGAUAUCGUGUUGAUGAAUUAUUAAACUAAAAAGGAAGUGCUAUCGGUUUCACUAAGUUUUGAUGAAUAAAUACAAUAACAUGAGCUCGAUUUGAUAUUACAAUACUAUCCUAAAUUGAGCCUCUUGGUAUCUUAUCAUUUAAGAAUCAAUCCAAAAUUUGAAGAUUUGAGCAUCUUUGAUACAAAUUUAAUAGCGUUUACCAUUAAAAGAUCAUAAACAAUUAACAAAGGCAUCGAGGCUCUCCUAAAUUACCUAUUGGAAUGCGAUGAUAAGAAAAGCAUAGUAGAUAUAUUAAUUUAGUUGAACUUUUAAAAUGACACCGUUCUGAACUUAGGAAUAUUAAAAUCUCCUGAAGAAGUUUAAUUCAAAGAAGAAUAUAUAUUUUUUGAGAAAUGGACACAAACUAAAAGUUUUAAUGAAAAAAUAUGGGGCAGAUUCACUUCUUUAGUCAAUCAAAAAAUGAUCAAACUUGAUAAUUAAGAAUUCACUGUCAAUAAUCUGAACUUUGCUCAGCCACUCCUCAUUAAAGCUCUAUUCUCUUUAGUAAAAAGACACACAAGCAAUUUCAUCAUUGAGAAUGCUAUCAAUAAGGAAAUCAAGAUGAAAUAAAAUCUAUUUCUAGAUUAUCCAGAAUUCUUUAAAGUGUUUUUUAUUGAUUACUCUUCACUCCUAGAUCCAAAUUACAACAUGUUAAUUUUAGAUUCUUUAAAUGUCAUACUUACCCAUAUUGAAAGAACUACAAAAUAACCAAUUAUAUAGCAUUUAAAAUUACUUCUGUGUUAAUUUUUAGUACAAUGUAUAUCAAAAAUGGUGGAUCCUUAAAAGAUAGAGAUUAGCAUAUAUUAAUUUAUUCAAUAAUUGCUUGCUAAAGAUAAGAAUUUGAACUUCCAAUUUGCUGCAACCCUGAAGUUGGAUUAAAUCGAAAAAGCAGUAAAACACAUUGAUUGCCUGUUUCUACUGCUAUCUGAUUUAGAUCUGCUUUCAUAGAAGUUGCAUGACAAAGAGCGCUUUUACUUAUUUUGUAAAUGCCUUUAACAAAAACAUAAGAGUGAUCUCUUAGAAAAACCGUUAGAAAGUUAUUAAAAUGAAAGAUAGCAGAAGCACAAAUAUAAUACGAAUUUAAUAAUGAAAAAGAAGGAGGAGAGAGUGAUUGCGCAGUUAUUUUGA
This is a messenger RNA of Paramecium tetraurelia, 1539 nucleotides long. RefSeq lists its product as uncharacterized. The record is from RefSeq and is a predicted model, not a curated record. Lineage: Eukaryota; Ciliophora; Oligohymenophorea; Peniculida; Parameciidae. The transcript is spliced from 3 exons.